This is a messenger RNA of Leguminivora glycinivorella, 2568 nucleotides long. RefSeq names its product odorant receptor Or1-like. Bases 106 to 2385 code for a protein of 759 amino acids. Gene Ontology annotation, biological process: sensory perception of smell; detection of chemical stimulus involved in sensory perception of smell. Gene Ontology annotation, molecular function: odorant binding; olfactory receptor activity. The record is from RefSeq and is a predicted model, not a curated record. The transcript has 16 exons. NCBI's taxonomy places the organism in Eukaryota, Metazoa, Arthropoda, Insecta, Lepidoptera, Tortricidae. Gene Ontology annotation, cellular component: plasma membrane.
GUAACUCUCUUUCUUAACCGUCCCCGAAACAUCCUCUUCUACCUCGGAAUAUGGCUUAAACCAGCCAGCUACGUCACCUUAUACAUAUCCUAUGCUAUCUUCAUCAUGAUUACUCAAUAUACUUUCGUUUUCUUCGAAUUUAUAUACAUAGCAUUGGCUAUGGGAGAUUUAGACGCGGUGACAGAAGCCUCGUUUCUGCUGUUCACUCAGGCGUCCGUGUGUUAUAAAGUUACAAGGUUUUUGACGGAUAAGAACAGCUUGAUUUCUCUAUUGGGGAUGAUGGAACAAGAGUUGUUUCAGGCGCAGAAUGAAAGACAAGUAAGAUGUCUCAUUAAGCAGUCUACAUUGAUAAAACGCCUUUGUCUGUUUUUCCUGGUCAACGCGCUAAAUACCACCACUUUAUGGGGGCUUAUGCCCAUUGUCGACAGCACUGGUGGAGAACGCAUCUUUCCUUUUUUGAUCUGGAUGCCAGUAAGUCCGAAGCACUCGCCACAGUACGAGUUAGGUUAUUUUUACCAGAUGGUGGCCAUCUACAUCAGCGCAUUCCUGUUCAGUUCGAUCGACAGCGUCGCUUUAUCCAUGAUCAUGUUCGGAUGCGCACAGCUAGAGAUUAUCAUGGAUAAGGUAGAACAGAUAAAACGAGUACCAAUGUCAGGCAAGCUCAAGCCGCAGGAUCGGGAAGAGCUCUUACAAGAGAAUCAAGAGUUGUUUGUGGAAUGUCUCAAGCACCACCAGGCAGUGAUACGGUUCAUAGAACUGGUGGAGGACACGUACCACUCGAACAUAUUCUUCCAGCUAAGUGGAAGCGUCGCUAUCAUCUGCAUAGUUGGACUUCGGAUUACAGCAACAACGCCAGGCAGUGUGGAGUUCAUCUCAAUGCUGAAUUACAUGGUGGCUAUGCUGUCGCAGGUUUUCCUUUACUGCUGGUGUGGAAACGAGCUGACAACACGGAGCGAAAUACUCCGUGACGUGAUGUACCUGUGCCCGUGGAACGAGCAGACCAACGGCUUCCGCAAGCUGCUCUGGAUAGCCAUGGAGCGAAUGAAGCGACCCAUAGUGUUCAGAGCUGGACACUACAUCGCGCUUUCCCGGCCGACCUUCGUUUCGAUUCUACGGUCGUCAUAUUCAUACUUCGCCGUCCUCAACCAAACCCAGGGCCAGGAGAAAUUAUUUUCCAUCAUGGUUAAAAGUGAAAUAAAUAUCGGGGAUCUCUAUUUGAGCAGGGCAAAAUUUAUCAUGUCGCUUUUAGGUGUUUGGAUGCCCCCUCCAAAUGAAUCUAUUUUGCGUAAAUGCUAUAAGUUCUUCAUGCUGUUCUUACAAUACAUUUUUCUUAUAUUCCAAGUGAUAUAUAUGUGUCAAGUGUUAGGGGACAUUGAGGAGGUCUCUCAAUCGUCGUUUCUGCUCUUCACACAGGCUUGUCUGUGUUUCAAGGUCACGGUAUUUCACGUUAAUAUAGACUCUUUCAGAGAUCUUUUGGCUCAGAUGAACACUGACAUUUUUAUGCCGCAAAAUGAAUGUCAUGAAAAGAUCUUGAAGCUGCAGGCCUUGCGGAUCAAGAGACUGCUAAUGUGGUUCAUGGUCUGCUCACAGACCACAUGCAGCCUGUUCGUACUUAGACCACUGUUCGAUGAUGCUAAUAGAAGUUUCCCUUUUAAAAUGUGGAUGCCAGUGAGCCCAGACCACUCGCCACAGUACGAGCUCGGGUUCUUAUUCCAAGUGUUGACGAUAUCCAUGAGCGCAUUCAUGUACUUCGGAGUGGACAGCGUCUGUCUGUCCAUGGUCAUCUUCGGGUGCGCGGAGAUUGAUAUAAUCAAGGAGAAGAUUAUGACUGUCAAACCAAUAGCAGAACAACGAGUCAACCGAUCCAUUACUGUCAAGAGCAUUUUGAAUGAGCAUUACCGUGUUCUGAUUGAGUGUGUCGCGCAGCAUGUAGCCAUAAUCAAGUUUGUCAAGCAGGUGGAAGUCACAUACCAUUCGUACUUGCUCUUCCAACUCAGCGGCGGUGUUGGGUUGAUCUGCAUGUCAGCUUUACGUAUACUUGUGGUAGAUUGGAAGAGUGUCCAGUUCCUGUCAGUGGUGAUGUACCUGAUGGCGAUGAUCAGCCAGCUGUUCGUCUGCUGCUGGAGCGGACACGAGCUCACGGCUACUAGCUCGGAGUUGCACACGGUGAUGUACGAAUGCUGUUGGUACGAGCAAGACAUGCGCUUCAAACGAGUGCUGCUUUUUAUGAUGCUGCGGUUGGGCCGCCCGUUGGAAUUUCGCGCUGGCCGUUACGUCACGCUAUCAAGACAGACUUUCGUUGCGAUUCUACGGAUGUCUUAUUCGUAUUUUGCUGUGCUAAAGCAAACCACCACUCGAAACGAAGCUGUAGAAUUUGAAAACUAAAUCGUAUAAUUGCAACAGAAUCCAUUUCCUUGACCUUCUAUUAACAAUAGUUAAACAUUGAGUUAAUUGCUCCUUAUACAUAUUAAUUAACCCCCCGUGUGGUGACGGUUUAAGAAUUUCACCACACCCUUUCUUCCCGUGGGUGUGGAUGUCAGAUAUGGAUUAAAUUGUGACGUAGACGAG